CCUGACUGUCCUGUGUUGAUUUACCCCGAUGUAACCUGACUGUAAAGUCAAACGGUACUUACUUUCUCAUCUUUGUCGCCUUAAAUAAAGAGGCGGCAGUACUCGUGUGAACAAUCAUAGAGUCAGAUCGAUUUCGCUUUGAUUGGUUCAAUAAUUCAGCCGUUUGAUUUCUUGUCUUUACAUUGGCAUGUUGUUGCUCUCACUAUCAUCAUCUCCAGGUGCUCCAUUUCUCACUGUGUUACACAGACUGGGCUGCAGCGUGUGCACACAGUAUUUAUUAUUUGCUGAGGGCACAGCACGCUUGAUGCCCACUGCUCCAACAUGGAGCACCCAGAUUUGAUCACGCACAAGAACGGGCGGCAGAGGAAGCCGCUGGGUGUCCCUCUCCCUCCUGGAAACAUGAGGGACAGUGACAGGGGAGAUACGAGCGCCUCUGAGCCAGACGUAGACGAUGAAGCAGAGGGUCUUAUGAGAAGAUCGGACUCAGAGGACAGGAGGCAUCACAGAGUCCAGCCUGGGAUUCGGGGCGAGUUGGGGAACAUAUUGCUCCUUCUGUUCCUCUAUGUGCUGCAGGGGAUUCCUUUAGGACUGGCAGGGAGCAUCCCUCUGAUCUUACAGAGUAGGAGUGUCAGCUACAAAGACCAGGCCUUCUUCAGCUUUGUCUUCUGGCCAUUUAGCCUCAAGCUUCUUUGGGCACCCCUGGUGGAUGCGCUUUACUUCAGCAGGUUUGGCAGAAGAAAGUCAUGGCUGGUGCCCACACAGUACCUGCUGGGCCUCUUCAUGCUCUACCUUUCUGUAUCGGUUAACUCACUGUUGCAGGGUGAGGAAGGUCCAAAUGUGGCGAUGCUUACCGCGGUCUUCUUCAUGCUAGCCUUUUUGGCAGCAACGCAGGACAUCGCAGUGGAUGGCUGGGCUCUGACUAUGUUAUCCAGACAGAAUGUGGGCUACGCAUCUACGUGCAACUCUGUGGGCCAGACAGCUGGAUACUUCCUGGGGAAUGUGCUCUUUCUGGCUCUGGAGUCAGCUGACUUCUGCAACAAAUACCUCAGAAUAGAGCCCAAGGACACGGGCAUUGUCACCUUGUCAGACUUCUUGUUUUUUUGGGGAGUGGUGUUCCUGGUUUCCACAACGCUGGUAGCCAUCUUUAAAAGGGAGAAUGAGAAUAAUAGAGGGAGGAGGAGAGUCCAGGAGGCGACAAAGGGUGUCACGGAAACCUAUAGUUUGCUGUUCUCUAUCAUCAAGAUGCCCACAGUCCUCACCUUUUGCACCCUGCUUCUCACCGCUAAAAUUGGCUUCUCUGCAGCAGAUGCAGUGACCGGUCUGAAGCUGGUGGAGGCUGGAGUUCCCAAGGAGCAGUUGGCAUUGCUGGCAGUGCCCAUGGUUCCUCUUCAGAUCCUUCUACCAGUGGUCAUCAGUAAAUACACAGCGGGGCCCAGACCUCUGGAUGUGUUCUACAAAGCGUACCCUUUUAGGUUGAUCAUAGGACUGGAGUACGCUCUGCUGGUGUUGUGGACUCCCAGUUUAAAACAAGACGGGGGGUUCCCUGUUUACUACUAUGGCAUAGUGCUGCUGAGCUACGCAGUGCAUCAGGUGGCUUUGUACAGUAUGUACGUGGCCUGCAUGGCCUUCCACGCCAAAGUGAGCGACCCCAUCAUCGGCGGGACCUACAUGACGCUGCUGAACACGGUUACUAACCUAGGAGGGAACUGGCCCUCCACCUUGGCUCUGUGGAUGGUGGAUCCACUGACCUCAAAGGAGUGCCAGGGAGCCGUCGGGCAAAGCUGCGGCUCCCCAGAGGAGGCGGGGCUGUGCGUCAAGGAGGGCGGAGCGUGCGUGACAACGCUGGACGGAUACUACGUGGAGUCUGUGGUGUGCGUCGUGAUUGGCUUAGCCUGGUGGGUGUGGCUAGGGAAGAAAAUGAGGAGGCUGCAGGACGAGAGCCCCUCUGCAUGGAGGUGCAGAGUUAAUCAGUGAGGACGCUUUUAUCAUCACCACACGACUCUUUUUUCUUACGUCUCUGCAUAUUCUCCUCCAAACACGGCUGAGUGCUGGACAUACUGUAUCUCCAUCUUCAUCCAUCCAGUCCCGCUUUAGCUGCUGCAUUCAGAAAACACUCGCUCGGUUUCACUUCUGUCACCUCGGAAAACAUUAAUAUGAAGAAAUAUACUAUCUUUGUCUUCUGUGGAGGUAAAAAGCCCCUCUCAUCAUCACUUGUACUGACUGUAACAGUGUCCUUCGGAAAACUGAAACAACCAUUCAUAUUAGCUGAGAACUUCUGUUGGAAAUAUGAACUGUUGUUUUUUUAAAAUCUUUUGAAACCAUACUCUGCUGCUAUAAAUAGCACCACCAAACCAGAGCUGGGUCAAAUAGCACUUUCAAAUGACUUGUUUGUUUUAACCUGCACGGAUGGCAGAUGGUUGAGUUUGUUGCAUUUGAUCACCUAAAGACAAAAAUGGCAGCAAAAGUAGAAGAAAAAAAAACCUUGAAAUUUGAGCCCUAUAAUAUCCAGAAAUCUUGUCAAUUGAUUUUUUAGUAAAUUCAGCACUGUAUAUUCAUGUUCACACUCCUGGCCAGUUAUUUACUCUUUAUUAUUCUAUAAUAAAGGACGCCAAAAGGAAAAGAUGUAAAACAGUAGAAAUGCUUGUCUCUGUAAUAACCAUAUUUUCAGGUGUUGUAACAGAAGUACUUAUACAGUAUAUAAUACAGUAUAUAAUCCCUAUUUACAUUUACUGUGUAUGUAUUACUUUCAGGGUGAGAUAUUUAGUUGUCUUGCCUCCAACUAUUUAAACUGCCCCAAAGCUGUUAAACUCAACCUGUCUCCUAAUCCAGGUUAAAGCCGGUUUGAAGGUAAACGUUCACUGCUGUUUGACUCACACACAUUUGACUGAAUCGAUGUUCUUUUUAAAAAAAAUGAUGAUUUAAAUGUCUGUGUUUUUUCUUUUUCAUUUUAAGUUUUCGGUGCCUUGUUUAGUUUGAAUUUGAAGACAUCCAACAACAAUUCAAAGUUUGUUUCCGCUGUACUUAAAUAAUUGAGUUAGGGAACUUUAUGAUCACUUGAAAAUGCAACAGAUACAUUUAAUGAGUAACACUGUAAUUCGGUAAUACUGUUUGUUAAUAUUUGGUAACAUAUUGUAGUAGAUUACAUAAAACAGCAUCAUUACUUCAGUUAUUUCUCUUUUACAAAGUACAGAGUACAAAGUUUAGUUCACAUUCCUUAUAAAGAAUUUAAUUUGCACAGCAUGCUUGUAAAACUUCAGCAAUGGUUGAAUGAACUGAUAAUCUUUUUUUUUAAUACAAAUUUCCUUUUAUUUAUUUAUUUUUUUUUUUUUACAGCUGGUUCCCUUAAAUCUGAUCAGUUAUACCUGUUACAGGACCAAUUCAGACCUUAAAUAACAACAUAGCACAGUGCAGCUUUACACUUUCUGGACAUCUCGGUUAUAAAAAGGGUCUGGAAGAGAAGUUAUUUUUAAGUUGCAAGACGAAAAAACUACUGCUGAUCAACAUAUCCACUGAUGAUGUGUGGAAUUUCCUAUUUAUUAUAUUCCAAAGUUUUAUAGAUGCUUUAUUUUGUAUUGUUUCAUUACAGGAGCUCUAUUAUAGACACUUAAACAUCCACAAAGCCUGUCGUGAUCUGUGUUGUUGAUCAAAGACGCCAUCUGAGUGGGACUUUAACCAUCACUGUAUGCUUUUAGAUACAUUUUAUUUACUUUCAGGUUUCAAACCAAUGAUCACUACAUAUAGAGUACAUGUAGAUAGUUGAUUUGGGGACUUUAAGUGGCCUGUAAAAAAAAAUACACUGAUUUAUUUGCCCGCAACAAAAUUCAGAUCCCGGACCAACAGCCUUGGUGAGACACUUGAUGAAUAAAAUCCCGGUUUGUGUUUUUCAUAUUGUACAUAUUAAGUGUUGCAGUGUUUUCUCUAAAGCCAGCAUCGAAGAUUGAACUACUCUGUUAAAUGUUAACAUUGACGUAUACAAUCAGGGUUCAUGUCAAUCGUUCUGACUUCACGUUCACGAGGAUGAGACAAAUUUUAACUAAUGUUCAGAUUUCUUACUGUGUGGCCCACAGGUCAAAGGUCAACCGUACUUGGAUUAUUGUAGUAGAGGUUACUUUCCCUUUUUAAGUGCACAGAGGUCUCUUGUACUGUACAUUAAACUCACACACUCGAGCAGCUUUUUCACUUCAUACUACCUGAUGUUGCUGUGAUGUGUAGUACGCCUUUUGAUUUGUGCCUCAUUUCUGUAAUAUGACGAAACUUCAUCCUGAGACCGUUUUCUGUAUUAAAGGACAUCAUGUUUGAUUAGAUUUUCUUUGAUAAAAACAACUGUAGAUGUGUUAAUUUCAGCAACAGGUGCAUUUGUUUUUAUAUUUUUGCCAGGAGUUUUAGAUUACUUUAAACUGGUAUUUAGUUGGUGGUGAAUUACUUUUUUUUAUGUAGUCUUUAUUUGUUUACAAUGAUUCCAAUUUCCCAAUCAGGAAAGAAAACGACAGCACAGGGCAAUGUGGCACAGUGAGAAAUUAAAAUAUGCUCGCAGCUCCAUGAUGUUCUGAUGAUGAACGUGAUUUCAUAGGCUGCAAUAUUGAGAUUUGAAGCAAAUCGUGUAUGUAAUAAAAACAAUAUGCACA
Messenger RNA from Scomber scombrus (Atlantic mackerel), 4625 nucleotides. It is a transcript of the gene slc33a1, whose product is annotated as solute carrier family 33 member 1. Lineage: Eukaryota; Metazoa; Chordata; Actinopteri; Scombriformes; Scombridae. The coding region runs from base 322 to 1974 and encodes 550 amino acids. Gene Ontology annotation, cellular component: membrane. The record is from RefSeq and is a predicted model, not a curated record. The transcript has 10 exons. Gene Ontology annotation, molecular function: acetyl-CoA transmembrane transporter activity.